Radiomyces spectabilis is the source of this 1540-nucleotide messenger RNA. Its product is annotated as mitochondrial pyruvate dehydrogenase. The record is from RefSeq and is a predicted model, not a curated record. Gene Ontology annotation, biological process: regulation of glucose metabolic process; protein phosphorylation. NCBI's taxonomy places the organism in Eukaryota, Fungi, Mucoromycota, Mucoromycetes, Mucorales, Radiomycetaceae. Bases 214 to 1488 code for a protein of 424 amino acids. Gene Ontology annotation, cellular component: mitochondrion. Gene Ontology annotation, molecular function: pyruvate dehydrogenase (acetyl-transferring) kinase activity. The transcript has 11 exons.
GAGAGAAAAGAAAAAAAAUGUUGCUUGACGCUGAUUAAAACCAAAAAAAAAAAAGUGAUACCACCAUUCACUGUUGCUUUAACCCUUUUUUGCUUUCUCUCUUUAUAUCUCUUUUUUUUUUACUUUCGCAUUCUUUUUCGUCUACGUUUGGUUUUUCCGGUUUCCUUUUAUUUGUCUCGUUUCUCCCUUGUACAUAUCUUCUUCUCUCUCUUCAUGUUCCAAAUCACGCCUCAACUGUAUGAUAAAAUCAAGCAUUUUGCAAAGUUCCCUCAAACCGGCGUGUCAUUGAGGCAGAUGGUGAUGUUCGGUCAGAAACCGUCCCAAGGGACGCUGUUCAGAGCCAGCCAAUUCUUGCAUGAGGAAUUACCCAUACGAUUGGCCCAUCGUGUCAAAGAGUUGGACGAAUUACCACGCAAUCUAAGUCAGAUGCCAUCCAUUGUACGAGUCAAAAAUUGGUAUGCACAAUCCUUCAAGGAACUCAUUGAUAUUCCACCGCCACAACUGUCAAACACCGUAAGGGAACGUAUAAAGAAUGGAUUUAAUAAUGGUGAAACGUUGGCGUUACCUGCGAGCGUGCCGAACCCUUCUGUGCGACAAAUGAAGCGCACAGGGGCGUUGCACCCUUCCAUUCCCAUUGGGCAUCGAUACUAUACAAAAAUGGACGAAGGCGAUUGUCCACCCGAGUUUGCCACGUACAACGAUCUAUUUGUCAAAUCCAUUGAAACCAUCAAGCGUCGCCACGAUCCUGUGGUGACGACGGUUGCCCAGGGUAUUUUGGAAUACAAGGAUCACCUCAAAUCGAAAAUGAUUGAUACCGAAGUGCAACAAUUUCUUGAUCGCUUUUACAUGUCACGCAUUGGGAUUCGUAUGUUGAUUGGCCAGCAUUCGGCACUGUAUCGUGGACCGUUUCGAAAAGAUUACGUUGGCGUGAUUUGUACCAAGACAAAUAUUCGCGAAAUUGCAUUGGAUGCCAUUGCCAAUGCACGGUUUAUAUGUGAAGAGCAUUACGGGCUAUUCAAAGCCCCGGAAGUACAGAUGCAUUGUCCUGGCGACAUUGAAUUUAUGUACGUGCCUUCGCAUCUCAACCAUAUGCUGUUUGAGCUACUGAAAAAUUCGCUUCGUGCGGUCGUGGAGCGAUUUGGGGGGGACUAUGAAGAUGAAUAUCCUCCCAUCAAAGUCGUCAUUGCGCAUGGCAAAGAAGAUAUCACUAUUAAAAUUUCGGAUGAAGGAGGCGGUAUCCCUCGUUCCGGCAUUCCGCUCGUUUGGACGUACAUGUAUACCACCGCACAGGCACAAGAGCUUGAGCCCGAAUACAGUCAUUCGGAUUUCAAGGCACCCAUGGCAGGGUUCGGGUACGGAUUGCCUAUAUCAAGACUUUAUGCGCGAUAUUUUGGAGGAGAUUUGAAAUUGAUUUCUAUGGAAGGAUACGGUACCGAUGCGUAUCUUCAUUUGAAUCGAUUAUCAAAUAGCGAUGAACCACUCAUGUAGCAUGUUUCCUCAUUAUAUAAUACAAAUACACCUUUCAACAAUAUGUUAUGAC